ACGCGGAGCGUUGUGGGAGGGAGCGACGUAGGGCGCCAUCUUGGCGGUACUGCGCCGCGAGCUGCGGGGAGCGGCGCUCGGCGCGGAGGCUGUCCCGGCGGCCUGUCCGUUAAGUUGAUUUUACAGAAUUUAUCAGGUCUUCCAAGCAGAAACAGGUGAUUUUUGCUGUGGGUUGAGCUCAGCAUGGCUGUAGUCAUCCGUUUGCAGGGGCUUCCUGUUGUUGCGGGUCCUGCAGAUAUCCGUCGUUUCUUCUUGGGAUUGAAUAUUCCCGAUGGAGGUGUGCAUAUUAUUGGAGGAGAAAUUGGGGAGGCUUUUAUUAUAUUUGCAACAGAUGAAGAUGCACGGCGUGCCAUGAGCUGUUCGGGAGGGUUUAUCAAGGACUCGCGCAUAGAGCUCUUUCUCAGCAGCAAGGCAGAAAUGCAGAAUACCAUAGAAAUGAGCCGGAAGCGAUUUGACCGUGGGGGACGAGAAGCUAUGCCUGGGUCUAGACGAACAGGUCCUAAUGGUUCUGGUGGAUCAGGUGUUGGAGAUGUUCCACAUUUAGUUGCAGCAUUUACAAAAGGGAUAAAUAAACCUGGUUACGGUCCACCAAAUCAUCCAGAGGCUGGCUUCCACACCAAUGGUACGAGACAAGGUGAUGUAGGUAUGCCUAAAUCAGGCUAUCAGUCAAGAAAGGAUUCUCAUGCAUUUAACCCAGAUGAUCUUUACUUAUUUCUACGUGGUAUACCUUACUCUGCAACAGAAGAUGCAGUACGCGAUUUCCUUUCUGGGAUACGUGUGGAUGGAGUCAUUCUGAUUAAGCAUCGUAAUGGUUUAAAUAACGGUAAUUGCUUGGUAAAAUUUGCUACGCCUGGUGAUGCCUUAGAAGGACUUAAGCGGCACAGACAGUACAUGGGUCAGAGGUUUAUAGAAAUAAGUCCAACUACGGAGGAACGGUGGAUUGAAUAUGGUGGGAGGGUAGACAUGCCAAAUGAAAUGGAUCACUUUUUCUGCAAAGAACAUUCUCCAAGAAGUUCAGGCUACAUGCAUGCAAGGAAACAUUCUCAUUCAAGAUCACCUAGGAGACAAAGAACACGUUCUCGAUCGCCUUCCGGCCAGGAAUAUUACAUACACUUAAGGAAUCUAUCAACUAAUGUGGAAAAGAGAGAUUUGAGAGAAUUUUUCCCUGAUCUGGAUAUAAGCAACAAACAAAUAAAGAUUUUAUCGGAAAAGCAUCAGAGGAGGACUAGAGAUGCCUUCGUGAUGUUAAGGAAUGAGAGAGAUUAUCAGGCUGCUUUGGAAUGUCAUAGAAAGGUUCUUCUCAAUCGUUCUGUUUACAUUUUUCCAAUUUCAAGAAAGUCAAUGCUGAAAAUGCUUGAUUCUUACGAGAGGAAAAGAUCACAGGAAAGAGGUCAUCCUGGGCAGGCCUUAACAGAAAAAAGUUAUCGGGAAGGUCAUUCUGGCCUGAAGAUAUGUGCUUACGUAAGGAAUUUUCCAUUUGAUGUGACCAAAGUUGAAGUGCGAAGGUUUUUUGAGAGGUUUGAUAUUGAUGAAGAUGAUAUUUAUUUGCUCUAUGAUGACAAAGGCGUUGGGCUGGGAGAGGCGUUAGUGAAGUUUAAAUCUGAAGAACAAGCCAUGAAAGCAGAAAAUUUAAAUCAUCAACGGUAUUUGGGAACAGAGGUAUUACUGAGACUUAUAUCUGAAGAGCAGAUGCAGAAAUUUGGUGUAACUGCUCCAUUCUCUACACCCAAUGAAAUGCAGGGUCAUUCACAUGCGUAUAACAGAGGUGAGCUGUCCCGUCCGGUCGGCUCACCUGGACCACCACAAGGGCCACCCAUGCAUUCAUUUGGUCCCCCUGGGAACUUCAGGCAUCCUUCUGAAUUUAGGCACCCCCCUGAGAAUUUCAUGGGCCCUCCUAAGGAUUUUAGAGGUCCACCGCCCCUCAUGGAUUUUGGUGGUGACAGCAAACCUUUUGGCAGAAUGGAAUUCGGGAAUAAUAAAAUGGGAAAUUUUCCUGAAGGAAGAUUUAUGCCGGACCCGAAUUUCAGUGGUGGUUCUGACCGGAUUGUUCCUAUCCGCUUGAAAAACUUACCUUUUAAAGCAACUCCUAAUGAGAUUCUGGAUUUUUUCUAUGGCUACAGAGUUAUACCAGAGUCGGUUUCUGUACAGUACAAUGAACAAGGAUUACCUUCAGGUGAUGCCAUCGUCGCUAUGACAAACUAUGAGGAAGCUAUGACUGCUAUUAAUGAAUUGAACGAUAGGCCAAUUGGUCCACGGAAGGUUAAGUUGAGUUUGCUGUAGAGGAAGUAAGGAUGCUCUAGAAUAAAACGUUAUAGAUUUGACAGUAUUGACGGUUACAUUCACUUUUUUAAUUACUAGAAGAUGCAGAAGAAAUGGUUUUCAACAACGGUUGUAAAUAGUGUCUAAUUCGGUUAAGUUCCUGGUUAAAAUAUCUGUAUUGUUAAGAUACGAGAAAUAUAUAGUGCCUACUUCUUACAACGGAGAAGAGCUUCAAAGUUCUGGAGGACAUUCAGUAUCUUACGUCGAGGUAUAAAAAGCAUGGAGUUUUAAUGGUUUUUUUUUUAAGGAAAAAAAUGCUGGGUUGUUAUGUUUAUUUUUUUUUAGUUUGCUUUAAUUCCUCGUUCCCUGACUUUGCAUCAGAUAAAAUUGUAAGUGUUGGUUGAAUGACCAUGCACAGUUCAAAUAGAAAAACUUCAGCGCUACCUACAUUAGUGAAAACAGUUCUUAUUGAGGUUAGCUUAAUAAAACUAAAAAAUGACUGGGCUUUUUUUUUUUUUUUUUUUUUUUUUAAAAAGCUGUUCGGUUUUAUGUGGUUCCAGGCAUCGCUAUUAGAAGAAAAAAGAUCUUCCUGUUCACAUUAGCUGGGUUUGCUGGCUUUUCAACUUUUUUAAAUAAAAAAGAAAUUGCUAUUAAGUGUCUGUCCUAUUUAAAAGUUGUACGGUUACUGAUCUCAGCUAUUUCUCAGCACAUGUGGAUCUUAGUGAGAAUGAUCCUGGCUGCUUUCUGUGGAAAGACUGAUCUGUUAGUAUUUGCCAACAUAGAAAUGAAUAUAUGGUUUAUAAAGACUCCAAAAAUCUAUACAAAUGAGGUUGAUAGGCUUUCUCUUCACUCAGUGUAGUUGUUCCUCUGAGGCAGAAAAUGGAUAUUGGAGUUGGGUCAAGAAUUUUGGCUUCAGCCAUAACUUUCUGUAGCCUUGUUUCACCUUCACAUGCUCACAGUAUGAAUGUUAACUUGCUGAUGAUGGUGUGGAUGCGUUCUAGGUCAAUAUAUGAUCAGUUUGAACUAACAUCUGUCAUGGGCAACUGUGCUGGCAACCAGCUAUGUUAUUGUCUUACAUAGGAAAAUAAUCUUGAUUAGUAUUCAGAAUGCAGUGACUGGUUUGGUAACAACAUAAGUAAAUUUUAGUAAGAAAUAAAAGCUAGCCCAUUUGAGGAAAAGGCACUGCAUUCAAAAUUCAGGCUUAUUAAGGAACCAGUUCUGUGGAUAAUACUUCUUGUUGACCUUAAUUCUCUUAUAUAAAAUCAUAAUCACUACAUCUCAUGUAAUGUCUUUAGAGAAAUGAACAAGACAAACCCCUUUUGCUUCCGUAACCUUUAAAAAGAUAAUAUAGUUUCAUUUCUUGAGGCAUAUUAUUCGUCCUGAAGUGCUAGGGGAACUGUACUUUCUGUGCACAAAUUUCCUGGAGCACAAAUCUUAUAGGAGUGGCUGAAGGAGCUGGGGUUGUUUAGUGUGGAGAAGAGGAGGCUCAGGGGAGACAUCAUCUUCUCCCGGGCAACAAACAGGACCCAAGGAACUGGCUGCAAGUUCUACCAGAGGAGGUUUAGGAUGGACAUGAGGAAGAACUUUUUCUCUCAGAGAGUGGUCAGGCACUGGAAUGGCUGCCCAGAGAGGUGGUGGAGUCGCUGUCCCUGGCAGUGUUCAAGAGGCGUCUGGAUGAGGAGCUGCGAGAUGUGGUUUAGUGCUUGUGAUGGCAGUGGUGAUGAGAAGACGGUUGGACUGGAUGAUCUUACAGGUCGUUUCCAACCUUGUGAUUCUAUGAUUCAAUCAGAAUGCUAAUGCCAGGUGUGUAGAUGAGGGUUCCUCAGCAGGAACUUAGAUGGGGUCAAACUUUCAGACUCUGUAUAUACUUAUCUUUUGCUGACUGUUAGGAGUUAACUUCAGAGGUGUUACUGUUCUGUAUACUAAUCUGAAUUUAAAUGCAAUUUAAAAAAAACGAUGCUUUUACUUCAUAGUUGCUCACAACCAUGCCUAACAAAGCCAACAGACUUUGCAGCGAAAAUAAUAGCAUGAAUACAAGAAUCCUCAAAAUAAAGUUGUUUGGUCUAAUUGUGCUACUGAGAACUUAAUCAUGAUUAUUUUUGUAAGCUAAUAUCAUUUGUACUGUUAAGUCUUGCCUCUGUUGCCAGCUGUUGUGUGAAAGAAACAAUAUUCACCUUCAGUUUUACAUGAUCUGUUCUUUCUAAAGUUCUUCCAUCUACACAAUAGUGACUGUCAAGUACUAAAUACAAAUGGAUAAAAUUUUUACCAUGAUUCUAAAGUAACGUUGAUACACUCAUACUUCUGUAACAAAAAGGAUUUGGAGGCUGAAAGGGUAAGAAAAUGGAUUGCUGGUUAAGUGUGAGAUUUGUGUCGGAAAAUGCCUACUUCAUUAGCAUUGUCUGCUUACAGGAAAGUCUGAGUAACCGCUGAUAAGGGACUGCUCGUUUCUGGGUUGGUAACCUUUUCUUGUCCUAACCAAUUAGUUGAGAAUUGAUGUAAACACUUUCCUUCUUUAUUAAUAAUUUGGUUUUGAAAGCAUAGUUGUAUACCUUUUUGCAUAUAGCUGUACCACACUGGUACAGUCAUGAAAUUAACCAACCAUUUGUUUAGGAAAUGGACAGCAGUGCUUGACUGAAUCUGAAAUGGUAAAGUGGUGGCAGCGAUGGUCCUGAUGUGAUACAGAUAGAUAUCUAAGUGCCUAUCUGUUCAAACGGAGACAUCAGUUAUCUUGGUACUUCUUAGCUUUUGUUCAUUAGCACUCCUUGUCAGCAGUAGUUAAAUGAUUAUACUGUGCUGUAAAACUAAUGGCUGGGUUUUUAACCAGAACCCCAUAUAGCAACAUUUUCACUCAGAUUUUUAUCACAGCAGUUUUUGGCAAAACUUACAUACUUGUUCUGUCAGGUGUGAGUUGCACACUUGAUGUCAGUGAAAAAGGAUAGCAUCAAUAUUAAUGGUUUAUUUCCUUAACUGAGGGAGUAUUUGUUUAUUAACUUGAAACUGUUUUCCCAGUUACAGGUUUAAAUUCUUAUUUAUACACAUGCUAAAUACCUUAAAAACUUUUUAAAAAAAUCUUCAUUUUUCAUAGAAUUUAUGAAGAUCCAUUUAUACAUUUAGCAAAUAGAAAAGUUGAAAAUUACACUCAUAAUGUGUAAUUUCUUACAUGUCUGAUGGAAAUGGUAACUUAACCAGUUAAAUACAUGAAACUGAACUAUAUAUAGGGAAUCUCAACUAACAUAAAAAAUGUCAACUAUAUAAAAUGUCAACUGGAUUCAGUAUGAAGGCACUUUUAAAUACAAGCAAUGCAGUACUGGAAGAAGAUACUGGGCUAGAUCCUUAAUCAUGAAUGCUUCAUUCUGUAUGUGGAAUGGAAUCAGAAGUCAAGUCUCAGGAAUGAGAAAAUUGUCAGCUGAGUGCACUUCUUGAACAUUGUGUUCUAGUACCUGAAGGGGGGCUACAAAGCUAGAAUGUCUUUUUAUAAGGACAUGUAGCAACAGGAUGAAAGGAAAUGGUUUUAAACUGGAAGAGGGUAGAUUUAGACUGGAUACAGGAAGAAAUUUACAGUGAGGGUGGUGAGACACUGGAACAGGUUGCCCAGUGAGGCUGUGGAUGCCCCCUCCCUGGAACCAUUCAAAGCCAGGCUGGACGGAGCUGUG
Molecule: messenger RNA, 5912 nt
Organism: Lagopus muta (rock ptarmigan)
Lineage: Eukaryota; Metazoa; Chordata; Aves; Galliformes; Phasianidae
Gene: RBM12B
Product: RNA binding motif protein 12B
Exons: 4
Coding region: 184-2280 (698 amino acids)
Biological process (GO): regulation of RNA splicing
Cellular component (GO): ribonucleoprotein complex; nucleoplasm
Molecular function (GO): RNA binding
Source: RefSeq, a predicted model, not a curated record